AUGGAAGAUACCUCCUUCGCGUAUUCACAAGCCACGACUCGUGCCCGUGCUCGAAAGAAUCGGAGAGGUAACGGCAGACGCGAACCGCCCUUGCUGAUAGACCUCAUAGAUCGUUGCAAAGCGGAUAUUGAAUCCAAUGGCUGGAUAACGACUUGUCUAGGUCUCUUACAAGACGCCCUGCGGAGGACUAAUGUAUCAUCAUGUCCCGAUGUGCUGUGUCUUGGUCUGGGGAGUCCCUCAUCGUCCCGUGAGGCCCGAGCGCAACUGGCUUUCCUCAUCAGUUCAUGCACCAUCUUAGAAAUAGGUCCAUCAAAUGUGUCCGUAUACGAUCCAGUGUUUACGGAUGCAGAUAAGGCAUUAUUCCAGAGCUUCGGGAUGCGAUGUUUGCCAGACACAGCAAGUCUUUUGUUCUGUCAUUUGCCUGUUUUAUUCCAGGACGGAAAGCAUGCGGUAGAACGUCCAACAAUCCUGUUUAUGCCGCAUUGUGACCUGAAGCUGUACGAAAACAUUAUCGGUGCUAAUUGGUCAGAAGAGCAACUGGCGCGCAUCAUCUUCGUUGCGAACCGGUUCAGCGAUUACACCGACAAGUACGUGUACACUAUCACUUGA
Suillus discolor is the source of this 609-nucleotide messenger RNA. RefSeq names its product SRR1-domain-containing protein. The record is from RefSeq and is a predicted model, not a curated record. Bases 1 to 609 code for a protein of 202 amino acids. Gene Ontology annotation, cellular component: nucleus; cytoplasm. Gene Ontology annotation, biological process: microtubule-based process. NCBI's taxonomy places the organism in Eukaryota, Fungi, Basidiomycota, Agaricomycetes, Boletales, Suillaceae. The transcript has 4 exons.